Messenger RNA from Myxocyprinus asiaticus (Chinese sucker), 2369 nucleotides. RefSeq names its product protein Tob1-like. The coding region runs from base 410 to 1384 and encodes 324 amino acids. Gene Ontology annotation, molecular function: transcription corepressor activity. Gene Ontology annotation, biological process: regulation of gene expression. Gene Ontology annotation, cellular component: nucleus; cytoplasm. The transcript has 2 exons. NCBI's taxonomy places the organism in Eukaryota, Metazoa, Chordata, Actinopteri, Cypriniformes, Catostomidae. The record is from RefSeq and is a predicted model, not a curated record.
GCAGAUUCAGUCAGGAGUUUAAAGGGCAGAGUUGUAAAAACUCCCAGGCAGUGGGGAGUCAGACUGACUGACGAUAGACUCCUAAAUAAAAAAAAAUUAUAUAUAUAUAUAUAUAAAAAAAAUAACAUACGAAGAGCAAACGACUAAACAUAUUGAUGCAACCUGAUUGGAAUUAUCAGUUCGAUAACUGUUAACUAGGAAUUGUUGCGGAAGGUUGUUGUCAAGCCAGCCAGGAGAGAACACACGGUGAAGUCGUUUAAUGAGUGUGAGAAGAUUUUCCAGUGGAACUGCAAAUAUUUUCUAAUCCACCAGCACUUCUGUUUGUCCCCACUGAUCACUACUGCCUUUGAGGUUUUUGCAACACUCAACUUAAGCGGCUCUUGACGGCAUUUACGACGGCAAAACAGCUAUGCAGCUUGAAAUCCAAGUAGCGCUCAACUUCAUAAUUUCUUAUCUGUAUAACAAACUCCCACGACGACGAGUCAACAUCUUUGGUGAGGAGCUGGAGAGACAGUUGAAGAAGAAAUAUGAAGGACACUGGUACCCCGACAAGCCAUACAAAGGAUCUGGAUUCAGGUGUAUACACGUGGGUGAGAAGGUGGACCCGGUAGUGGAGGAAGCAGCCAAAGAGAGUGGGCUGGACAUCGAAGAUGUCCGCAAUAACUUGCCUCAGGACCUCAGUGUUUGGAUCGACCCUUUUGAGGUGUCCUACCAAAUUGGGGAAAAGGGACCUGUCAAGGUGCUAUAUGUGGAUGAUAACAAUGAGAACGGAUCAGAGCUGGACAAGGAGAUCAGAAACAGUUUUAACCCCGAGGCUCAGGUCUUUAUGCCAAUCAGCGACCCUGUGGGCGUCUCCUCGGAGUCCAGUUCCCCGUCCCCUCCAUUUGGCCAGUCUGCAGCAGUUAGCCCCUCCUUCAUGCCACGCUCCACUCAGCCUUUAACCUUCACUACAGCCUCGUUUGCUGCCACCAAGUUUGGCUCCACUAAGAUGAAGAACAGCGGCCGCAGUGGCAGCAAAGUUGCACGCACCUCUCCCACAAACCUGGGCCUGAAUGCAAACAGCUUACUUAAGCAGAAAGCCAUCUCUAACUCCGUGCAUUCUCUGUACAGUUUUGGCCUGGGAAGCCAGCAACAGAAGGCCUCAGCACUUUCUCCCAACGCAAAGGAGUUUGUGUUCCCCAACCUCCAGGGCCAAGGGAGCUCCAGUGCAAAGUUUGGAAGCGAGAAUCCCCUAAGCCUCAACCCUUUGCAGUAUAACAAUGCCUUUGAUGUAUUCUCAACCUACGGGAGCAUCAAUGACAAGUCCCUCAUGGAUGGCUUAAACUUCAGUCUCAGCAACAUGCAGUAUUCGAACCAGCAGUUCCAACCAGUCAUGGCUAACUAAUGUUGAAGAGUGAUUGUUGGCAAAAGGAUUAGUUCAAAGACUUCUAGUAGUUCAAGGAACUUUGAAUGUGGAAACAAAGAUCUCUAUUAGUCACUAAGCGCAAGUGCCCAAGGGAGUUUUAUUUUCUCCUCCGCCUGUUUCUCUGCCCCCUUGAGUUUGUACUGAAAGCUUGUGUUACAGAUGUGUCCAAGCCUGGUUACAUUCAAGCAACGUGUCAUUGUUUUCUUUCCCUUUUUUGCCAAUAAAGCAAAAAAAAAAAAAAAAAAAAAAAUAAAAAAUUUACUAUUGAGGAAAAAGAAUCUAAAACAUUGAAAAACAACAAUACAGAAGCUUCAAGUUCUUACCUCUUACAGUAUUAUAAAGGUGGUAAGACUUGGCUGAUUUUUAAGAAAUUGGCACUAAUGCAUAAUAUCUGGGGUUAUGUGGUCUUUUUUUCUAAUUGUAUAAUUUAAUUGAGUACAGAGUUUGUAAAAUAUCAGAGUAUAUAUAUUGUUUCUACAACAUGGUAUUGCAUUUAUAUCUUUUUACUACUCCAGUGAUCUGUGAUGGCUGCAGAAGGCUUUAUGUUAUAAUGUAUUUUGUUUUCCUUUUUUAAAUUGUUAAAGAAAUUAAUCUUUAAAAUAGAUUAAAAAAAAUAAAAAAAAAUCUAAAGAAUAUUCCUUUAGUGUUGGGAUUUCAGUGUAGGAAUAUUAUUAUUUUUUUUUUAAACAAAGAGUUGUAUUUUCUGUUAAGAGUUACACAGAUUUUUGCUAUAUUAUGGACAAUGUAAACGUAUAUAUUAAUUUUGUACCUACAUUGUGCAAUACUUGAUAAAAUAUGGUAUAACAAAGUAUUUUGAGUCAGUGUCUUACAUGUCAAGAGGGACUGAAAUAGUUUACAUUAAGUUUGUAUUAAAAUGCUUGAAAUAUAUGCUUGUCUUUUAUUUUUUUUUUUAUUUGACAUUUGCACCCUGGCCUUUUUCAAUAAAAGAAAAUUUAGGCAAGAA